Molecule: messenger RNA, 544 nt
Organism: Cephus cinctus (wheat stem sawfly)
Lineage: Eukaryota; Metazoa; Arthropoda; Insecta; Hymenoptera; Cephidae
Gene: kud
Product: transmembrane protein 258
Exons: 3
Coding region: 165-407 (80 amino acids)
Biological process (GO): protein N-linked glycosylation
Cellular component (GO): membrane-bounded organelle
Source: RefSeq, a predicted model, not a curated record
CUUUUAUUGCAUUGAGAACAAACGAAUUUCGUGAGCCUUUCUCGAUAUUUCGAUAAUUUUAAUACCUUCAUACACCUUCAUAAUUUAUACUUUCUGCUCUCGUUGCAAGUGUGUGCAAGUGCCACCGGUAUUGUUUCAGUCACAAGCCACGUCAAAAUAUUAAAAUGAUUGAAAUCGAAUCUAUGACAAGGUAUGUGUCACCAGUCAACCCAGCCAUCUUUCCAUUACUGGCUAUGGUGCUCUUAGGCAUUGGGAUAUUCUUCACAGCAUGGUUCUUCGUCUACGAAGUAACCAGCACCAAGUUUACUCGUGACAUAUUCAAGGAAUUACUUGUAUCAUUGGUUGCUGCUAUAUUUUCUGGAUUUGGAGUACUCUUUUUGCUUCUCUGGGUUGGAAUUUAUGUCUAGCUAAAUCACUACCAGAAUUAACAGGAUUUAUUCUGUAACAAUUUUUCACUGUUGUGCGGAGAUACAUUUAAACCGAUCAUUCCAAUACACCUCAGUCAUUUUCUUGUUUUUACAAUAAAUGCAAUCAUGUAUAUAAA